UAUAGAUAAAGUCAUUUUACCUCAUCUUGGGGAUCACCUGCACAGCCUCAAUGGCCUUUCAGGACCUCUUGGAUCAAGUUGGAGGCCUGGGGAGAUUCCAGAUUCUUCAGAUAGUUUUCCUUUCUAUCUCCAACCUCAUAGUAUACCCUCAUACGAUAUUGGAGAACUUCACUGCUGCCAUCCCUGGUCACCGCUGCUGGGUCCACAUCCUUGAAAAUGACACUGUCUCUGCUAAUGGCACUGGGACCCUCAGCCAAGAUGCUGUCCUCAAAAUCUCAAUUCCACUGGAUUCAAAUCAGAGGCCAGAGAAGUGUCAUCGCUUCCUCCACCCCCAGUGGCAGCUCCUUCAUCUGAAUGGGACCUUCUCUAAUAUGAGUGAGCUGGACAUGGAACCCUGUGUGAAUGGCUGGGUGUAUGACCAAAGCUCCUUCUCCUCCACCAUUGUGACCGAGUGGGACCUGGUAUGUGAAUUUCAGUCACUGGACUCAGUGUCUAGAUUCUUAUUCAUGGCUGGAGCGCUGGUGGGAAGCAUCAUAUAUGGCCAUUUAUCAGACAGGUUUGGGAGGAGGUUAAUACUCAGAUGGUGUUUGCUCCAGUUUGCCAUUGCUGACACCUGUGCAGCCUUUGCUCCCACCUUCCUCAUUUACUGCUCACUACGCUUCUUCGCUGGCCUUUCUGUCACGACCAUCAUGUUAAAUAGUACUUUUCUCAUUGUAGAAUGGACAGUGCCCCGAUACCAAGCCGCGGGAAUGACAACGAAAACCUGUGCAAAUAGUAUCGGGCAGAUAUUAUUAGGAGGUCUGGCUUUUGCCAUUCGAGACUGGCGCACCCUCCAGCUGGUGGUCUCUUUGCCAGUAUUUGCCAUCCUUCUGUCUUCAAGGUGGCUGUUGGAGUCUGCUCGGUGGCUGAUUAUCACCAACAAACCUGAGGAGGGCUUAAAGGAACUUAGAAAAGCUGCACACAGGAAUGGAAGGAAGGAUGCAGGAGACACCCUAACCCUGGAGGUGAGCAGGAUGGGAGCUGGAUAUGGGAUAUAGGGAAGACAGGACCUGACAUCUAUAUUAGUCAGUAUCCAUAAGAGGAAUGGAAGGUAAGAUCUCAGGAGUGGUUAUGGGUUUUCUGACCUCACUGUCCUGGUUCUCAGUGAGUGUCAACAUUGUCUGGAUUAACGUUAGAAAAAGACAUGCUGUU
Messenger RNA from Ceratotherium simum simum (southern white rhinoceros), 1191 nucleotides. Its product is annotated as organic anion transporter 7-like. Gene Ontology annotation, molecular function: transmembrane transporter activity. Gene Ontology annotation, biological process: transmembrane transport. The record is from RefSeq and is a predicted model, not a curated record. NCBI's taxonomy places the organism in Eukaryota, Metazoa, Chordata, Mammalia, Perissodactyla, Rhinocerotidae.